This is a messenger RNA of Pomacea canaliculata, 1503 nucleotides long. RefSeq lists its product as uncharacterized. The transcript is spliced from 2 exons. Bases 261 to 647 code for a protein of 128 amino acids. NCBI's taxonomy places the organism in Eukaryota, Metazoa, Mollusca, Gastropoda, Architaenioglossa, Ampullariidae. The record is from RefSeq and is a predicted model, not a curated record.
CAAAAGGCAAGAACUUAUCGCAGCAGGGCUUGUGCACUGCGGUAAACUGUGAAACGUAGAUAAGGAGGUCAAAGUUCAGCCGCUGUCGUAGGGUGUGGUGGCGAUAUCUGCACUUCCUGUCGUGCAGUAGUCGUCAUCAAGCAUGGAGGCCGUGGUCCGACUCACUCUCCCCGUCUGCCCCUGAAUCCUGACAAGUUGUGUGAGCCACAGUUACUUUCUCUACCGUCGCGCGGCGCCGGUGCCACUGCAGGUGUGUAGACAUGGGGGCGAGUCAGGGCAGGCCGGCUGCUGACCACGGUGACGACUACCACAACAGCUUCAGUCAGCACAGCGACCUGUUUGCUGCCCGCUCCGUCCUCAACCACCAGGGACAGGCGGCACCAGCCCUCGCUCUGGAGGAGGUGAGGCUGGCCGAGUACGCGGCGCAGUCGCAGAGACUGAUUCACGACAUCCGGAUGGCCAGGACCAGCGAGCAGUCACAACGAGCCAUUCAACAGCUGGAGAAGCUUCACGCAGACGUGCAGGACGUGGUGCAGCAGGUGCUGCAGCAGAACAACAAGCUGAGACAACGAACACACAAACAGACGCGCCUGCUGAAGAUGCAGGACAAGAGCCUCAAGUCCUGGCGAAGUCUCUGUCAAAACUGAGGCUCACCUUUCCUGUACCUGCGUGCACUAGAGUUGUGUAUCACAGCUGUGUGCAGUCAGCAGCUGGCACCAAAGUUGUGUAUCACAGCUGUGUGCAGUCAGCAGCUGGCACCAGAGUUGUGUAUCACAGCUGAGUGCAGUCAGCAGCUGGCACCAGAGUUGUGUAUCACAGCUGUGUGCAGUCAGCAGCUGGCACCAGAGUUGUGUAUCACAGCUGUGUGCAGUCAGCAGCUGGCACCAGAGUUGUGUAUCACAGCUGUGUGCAGUCAGCAGCUGCACCAGAGUUGUGUAUAACAGCUGUGUGCAGUCAGCAGCUGGCACCAGAGUUGUGUAUAACAGCUGUGUGCAGUCAGCAGCUGGCACCAAAGUUGUGUAUCACAGCUGAGUGCAGUCAGCAGCUGGCACCAAAGUUGUGUAUCACAGCUGAGUGCAGUCAGCAGCUGGCACCAAAGUUGUGUAUCACAGCUGAGUGCAGUCAGCAGCUGGCACCAGAGUUGUGUAUCACAGCUGUGCGCACAGUCAGCAAGGUAAUGAAGAUUUUCACUGCAGGCAUCAGAGUUCUUCCACGUGUAAAGUGAACAGAAGCUUCUAGUACUAAACUGCGACACUGUGCACUUAACGCACAUGAUUACAGAAAGGUGUGUUUGUGUGUGUGUGUGAUUUACUGCUACUGAGUGGCUAACAUUUCACACAACUAUAAGCUAGCUUAUUAGCCUCAUGAUCUUAUAACUUCAUUUCUUGCUGCUUGUGCCAUUCCUGUGUAAACAUGUAAAGUACAAACACUUGUACUGUCUGUGUUUAAACAUGUAAAAUACAAACACUUGUACUGUGUGUGUGUAAACAUGUAAAGUACAAA